Molecule: messenger RNA, 2605 nt
Organism: Colossoma macropomum (tambaqui)
Lineage: Eukaryota; Metazoa; Chordata; Actinopteri; Characiformes; Serrasalmidae
Product: cytochrome P450 2G1-like
Exons: 9
Coding region: 372-1787 (471 amino acids)
Biological process (GO): xenobiotic metabolic process
Cellular component (GO): intracellular membrane-bounded organelle; cytoplasm
Molecular function (GO): heme binding; oxidoreductase activity, acting on paired donors, with incorporation or reduction of molecular oxygen, reduced flavin or flavoprotein as one donor, and incorporation of one atom of oxygen; iron ion binding
Source: RefSeq, a predicted model, not a curated record
UUGAACGUACAGUGAGCAGUGGAUUCUGAUGUCCACCCAACACAAAUCUAGUACAGAAAACCUGCCAAUAUCCAGUUCCAUCAAGUCCCAAGCCUGUAGGCGUUAAGAUUGCUGGGUGCAUGUCAGAACUACAGAUUCCAGAGCUACACAGUUCUUGUUUGUUUUGGCCCAGGACAGGUGGGGGUGCACUCUGUGCUUGCUGUCUGCUGGAAAUAAGUCACAUGCCUCAACAAUGCUCCUCCUACUUAACAGCCUCGCAGCUGCAAAUCUAAUCUUGUAAACUAGAGGCUGUCAGAAAAGAUAGAAGCAGAAAAAAUAUGACAAAGUGAACAUGAAGUUUGUGCAGUAAAUAAUCUGUCUAGAGAAUAAUUAUGGAUAUCUUCAACACGUUGUUCUUGGCAGGCUUGGUGGUGGUUCUGCUUGUGGUAAUCAGAUGGAAAAGUAAAAUGCGCAGACUUCUUCUAUCCCCGGGACCACUAGCUCUGCCUCUGCUUGGCAAUCUUGUUAUGCUGAACAAGCGUGCACCCUUUAAAAGCUUCCUCAAGUGGAGUAAGACCUAUGGUCCAGUGAUGACGGUGUACCUUGGGCCCCAGAGAGUGGUGGUUCUGGUGGGCUAUGAUGCAGUAAAGGAGGCCUUGGUAGACCAGGCAGAUGACUUUGCAGGCAGAGCCUCAAUCCCCUUUAUGCACCGAGUUGUGAAAGGCUAUGGUCUAGUCAUCAGUAAUGGAGAUCGUUGGCGUCAGCUAAGGCGUUUCACGCUCACUACGCUGAGAGAUUUCGGAAUGGGGCGCAGGAGGAUCGAGUACUGGAUUCAGGAGGAGAGCAGACACCUGCAAAACAGCCUCAGAGAAACCAAAUCUGCUCCAUUUGACCCCACGUUCUACCUGAGUCGAGCUGUGUCCAACGUGAUCUGUGCGUUGGUGUUUGGCCAGCGCUUCAGCUAUGAAGACAGCAACUUACUCCGCCUUUUCCAGAUCAUCACUGCAAUACUGCGCUUUGGCAGCAGCCCAUGGGGACAGGCAUACAAUGUGUUCCCCUGGCUCAUGGAACACCUGCCUGGGCGUCACCAGACCCUCUUAAGAGAAGUGGACGAACUUAAGGCCUUCAUUGUGGAAAAAAUAAGAACACACAAGGAAAAGGACAGUCCAGAGACAGAGUUCCACUAUGAUAACAUGGUGUCAACUGUCCUCAACCUGUUCCUGGCUGGGACUGAGACCACCAGCACUACUAUCAGAUAUGCUCUGAUGCUGCUAAUCAAGUACACACAUAUACAGGAGCAAAUGCAGAAGGAGAUCGACACUGUGAUCGGAACUGAGAGGAACUCUUUAAUGCAAGACAGAAAGGCCCUCCCCUUCACGGAUGCAGUAAUCCACGAGGUGCAGCGAUAUCUGGAUCUUGUCCCUUUCAGCCUUCCACACUACGCCACACACAACAUCUCGUUUAGAGGCUACGCCAUUCCUAAAGGUACAGUGAUAAUUCCCCUACUGCACUCUGUCCUGAAGGAUGAGGGAAUGUGGGACAACCCCUGGACUUUUGACCCAAACAACUUCCUGGAUGCAAACGGCAACUUCAGAAACAACCCUGCCUUCAUACCUUUCUCCGCAGGUAAGCGGUCGUGUGUGGGCGAAUCUCUGGCUCGUAUGGAGCUGUUUAUGUUCAUCGUGUCUCUGCUGCAGCAUUUCACCUUUAGUAGUCCAGGUGGGCCGGACAGCGUUGACCCCACCCCCGAACUAAGUAGCUUUGGCAACCUGCCCCGCAUGUACCAGCUCAUCGCCACCCCCCGCUGAACAGCCGCAGUACUGCAGGAUAAAGGUGUUCACCAAAGCAAAACAAUGCAGAAAACAGAGGGUCCCUAAUACUGCGUGAUAAACACUGGUAUACUGUGAUUUUGACCGAUAGAACAAUUCAAAAUACAUAGAAACUUUAGUUUUUAAAGACAGUUUUGUAGCAUGGUGUGCCAGUGCUCACUGGGUUUAUUAACAUUACUAAUGCACACCUAAUUCUCAUGAUACAGUGAUGGCAUAAUAUACUUGGAAAAUACUGUGAUAUUGAUUUUUGGCAGUGGUUCCCAGUUAGAAUCAGUGUUAUGUUCAUGCUGGUUAUUUACUCCACAAAAGAUGGGGAAGAUUUGAAGAACUGAUCUUGUCUUGUAUGUUGUUUUUCCAACUAACAAAGCCUGUUUAUACAAUCUGUGUCAUUGCUGCAUUAUCUGGACUCAGAUGGUAAAUAGAAAAUGCAGUUGCAGGCAGGACUGCAAAAACAUUUCUGGGUCAUUCUACAGAAAUCUCCACUUUUCUAUCUCUCAUAGGAGUCACUGGUGUUACCAAUCCACAUUGGUGUUACACAUAAUAAAGGUAACACCAGAGACAUUUUUAAUGAAACAUGCAUUUUACUAAACGGCUGCUACAGAGCAGCAAACCAUGUGUUGUCAAUCAUGGAAUAUCCAUUAAAAUAUGUAAUUAAAUCCAUUUAUAUUCUAUUUGUUCACAAUUUCUGCAAUGCUAAGAAGGUUUGCAUGGAUUCGGCUAAACACCAUUCUAAAGUUCUAAUAUUGUACUUUUCUAAUGUUUACAGCUCUAAUAAACUUAAAAAGGGAACAAUCCAA